Molecule: messenger RNA, 1527 nt
Organism: Lotus japonicus
Lineage: Eukaryota; Viridiplantae; Streptophyta; Magnoliopsida; Fabales; Fabaceae
Product: zingipain-2-like
Exons: 2
Coding region: 79-1134 (351 amino acids)
Cellular component (GO): lysosome
Molecular function (GO): cysteine-type endopeptidase activity
Source: RefSeq, a predicted model, not a curated record
UAAGAGAGCACAAUGUUUAUUUAUUUAUGAGAACUAUGAAUGCACAUUCCCAUUCUCCAUUUGCAUUGAGAACUAGCCAUGAUUAUAGCUACAAAAUUAACCUACACUUUCCUCACUCUUCUCAUGGUGAGCAAUCUAUUGAUAACUAGUAGUGCAAGUGAAUGUCCUCCAAUGCAUAAGCAGAAUUCAUCCAACUUAGAAGCCAUGAGGAAGAGGUUUGAAAGUUGGAGGAAACAACAUGACCGAAGAUAUGAGAAUCCUGAAGAAUGGCAAGUCCGUUUCAGCAUUUACCAAACAAAUCUUGAGUUUAUAGAAUGCAUAAACUCUCAAAACAACUCCUAUUAUCUCACAGACAACAAAUUUGCAGAUCUUACAAAUGAAGAGUUUAAAAGUAUUUAUCUGGGUUAUGGAAAAACUAGGUUGAGUUCAAAUGCAGGAGCAGGAUUAUUCAGGUAUCAUGGACACGGGGAUCUUCCGGAAAGUGUAGACUGGAGGAAGAAAGGAGCUGUAACUGGCAUCAAGGAUCAAGGCACUUGUGGAAGCUGUUGGGCAUUCUCUGCAGUGGCAGCAGUGGAAGGGAUCCACCAAAUAAAAUCAGGAAAGUUGAUAUCUCUGUCUGAACAAGAACUCAUAGACUGUGAUGUUGGAAAUGGUAACCAAGGCUGUGCAGGUGGCUUGAUGGAUACGGCCUUCACAUUCAUAAAAAAGAAUGGUGGGCUAACCACAGAGAGAGAUUAUCCUUAUAAAGGGAAAGAUGGCACCUGUAAUAAGGAAAAAGCAGCACAUCAUGCUGUCACUAUAAGUGGCCACAAAAAAGUACCUGCCAGUAAUGAGGCCAUGCUCAAAGCUGCAGCAGCUCAUCAACCUGUCUCUGUUGGUAUUGAUGCAGGAGGUUUUUUGUUCCAACUUUAUUCAGGAGGAGUUUUCUCUGGCUUUUGUGGGAAGGAACUAAAUCAUGCAGUGACGGUAGUUGGGUACGGAAGAGAAGUAAAUGGUCCAAAGUAUUGGCUUGUGAAGAAUUCAUGGGGUGCUGACUGGGGCGAAGCUGGUUAUAUGAAGAUACUGCGUGAUACUCAGGAUAAAGAUGGUACUUGUGGCAUUGCCAUGGUUGCUAGCUACCCUGUCCAAGAAUAAGUACUUUUAGUGUGUGUUUCAAAAUUUGAAAAGUGAUUGUAGCAAGCUUCUAGGAAUAACUUUUGUGUAAAGAAGAAAUGAUUCUGGUAGAUUUAACUAUGGGUCCAAAAUAUGCUGUAAGCUGAAUGACAUGCUAUAUGUAUGGUUGUACAAUGAAAGAUGUCAUCAAUUAAUAGUUAGUGACAAGAAUAACACUCUUUACAUUACAAGUCAAGUGAAAAGGGAAAUCACUCACUGAUAAUUCUGCACAAACAGAAAGAUGACGGGAAACUACACAAUUUCAUUUCAAGCGCUCAAAUAGCGCAAGAAUGGUUGGUAAUGGAUACCGAUAACCGUUGUGGAACAAUAAUCUUAAUUUCUAUGUAAUUAUCAUGAUCUGCUACACUUGCCAAA